GGGGACGGGGAGCAGACAGCACCCCAAGAAGAGCCCAGAGCAGCACUGCCAGAGCUCUGAGAGCAGCACCAUGGAGCAGUACUUCUCAGCCACCCAGAAGAUGGAGCAGGAGGUGAUGUUCCCCAGCCUGCUCCGAGGGGUCUUCCCGCAGCAGGAGGGGGCGGCCCCGGCCACGGGCGGCCACACGGACCUCUAUGAGCGCUACCAGCUCCUCAAGUCCAUCAAGCCCAUGGUGGAGAAAGGGCUGGCCUCGGUCACCGACCAGACUCAGACCGACGCUGACACCAACACCUCCUCGGAGGACAACGACACCAUGGAUCCCCAGCUGGAGGAGCGCCUGUCCCACCACCUGGCGGGCUUGCAGCAGGUCCUCACCCACCUCACCAGGGACACCAAUGCCCUCACACGGAGGUACAGCCAGAUCCUGGAGCAGAUCAGCCCCAGCGAGGGCCAGCCCAGCUGGUGACCCUGCCCCAGCCACCAGGAUGGGUGCUGAUGGCAUGAAGGAGAGGACGUCCCCAUCGCUGACCAUCAUGGGCUCUUCCCCAGCCCCACUCACCCUCCCCACACCACGGCAGCUGAUCUCCCAGCGUGGGCACCGCACAGCAGAGACGAUUGCGACCACCCGAGAACCAGAUGGUGCCUUAUCCUCAUAGGAAGAAGCAUCUGGUCGUGCUGGGAGGUCCAUCGGAAGAGCCCCACACCUCGUGCCCUCCUCUUUAUUUUCAAAGAGCAGCAUGAAGGCGGUGGCAUCGCGCGGUGGCUCUGACCUCCAGUGGUCCCUGCGACUACCAAGCCCUUUUCCAGCUGGUACCUGGACUCUGAGGGGCGUUUUCCCCACCCUUUGCUAAUAAAAUGAGCCCUGAGAAGCCA
Molecule: messenger RNA, 873 nt
Organism: Calidris pugnax (ruff)
Lineage: Eukaryota; Metazoa; Chordata; Aves; Charadriiformes; Scolopacidae
Gene: THRSP
Product: thyroid hormone responsive
Exons: 2
Coding region: 71-466 (131 amino acids)
Biological process (GO): regulation of lipid biosynthetic process
Cellular component (GO): cytosol
Source: RefSeq, a predicted model, not a curated record